AUGGAGUCAACGUCGACCCUCAAGCUUCUUCUCAAGCUCACCAUCUUCAUCUCCAUCUCUGUUUUCAUAUUGCUUCAACUCUUUCCCAUCUUCCAUCUUCAUCGAGCUUCGUCCUUAUGGCCACCCUCCAAGUUUUCAUUCUUCACUACUGCACCAAUCUCUCUCUUCCCCAAACAAGCUUUGCCAACCAUGUCAGGCUACCUCAAAGUCAACUCCACCACAGGCUCCUCCAUUUUCUACACCUUCUAUGAAGCACAAAGCCUCACCUUCCCUAACCUCUCGCAAACCCCACUUCUCAUUUGGCUCCAGGGUGGGCCCGGAUGCUCCUCCUUGUUUGGUAACUUCAUGGAGAUUGGUCCUUGGCAUGUCAACUUAUACCAUCACCAUCAUGAUCUUGAGAACCAAGCCUUUGUGCUUGAACCUAACCCCGGUUCCUGGAACCGGAUUUUCGGCCUUGUUUUCCUUGAUAAUCCGAUAGGAUCCGGGUUCAGCAUCGCCUCUAGCAGCGAGGAAAUCCCUAGAGAUCAAUUUUCGAUGGCUAAACAUUUGUACAUUGCAAUCACAAAGUUUAUUGAACUUGAUCCAAUGUUGUUUAGCUCUCGUCCGCUUUAUGUAGUGGGCGAGAGCUAUGCUGGCAAGUACGUGCCAGCAAUUGGCUACUAUAUACUCAAGAAGAAUGAUGAGUCUGAUCAUGUCAUUAACUUAGCUGGCGUUGCUAUAGGAAAUGGUUUGAUUGACCCGGAGACUCAGGUGGCCACUCAUGCAGACAAUGCUUACUUUUCGGGUUUGAUCAAUGAGAAACAGAGGAGGGAGAUGGAGAUGUAUCAGAACGAGGCGAUCAGGCUAGCCAAAUUGAAACGCUGGAGAGAUGCGACCAAUGCUAGGUACCGAGUUGUGGAUAUGCUGAGUGACAUGACAGGAUUGGCCACAUUGUUUGACUACUCCAAGAAAGCUCCUUACCACAAGACUCAAUGGAUCACUGACUUUUUGCACGACGAAAGGGUGAAGAGGAUUAUGAAUGUGCAGGAGUCGGCGGUGUUUAGAAACUGCAGCCGUGUAGUGAAAGUUGCUUUGUAUGAGGAUAACAUGAAGAGUGUGAAGUACAUGGUGGAGUUGUUGGUGAAGAGGAGCAAGGUGUUGUUGUAUCAAGGGCAGUUUGAUUUGUGGGAUGGGGUGUUUUCGACCACAGCGUGGGUGAAGACGUUGGAAUGGGAGGAGAUUGGGAAGUUUUUGGCGGCGGAGAGGAGGGUUUGGAGAGGCAGAGGGGAUGAGCUUGCAGGGUAUGUGCAGAGAUGGAAGAGUUUGAGCAAUGUUGUGGUUUCAAGAGCAGGGCAUCUUGUGCCGGCUGACCAGCCAAUGAACUCUCAGGCAAUGAUCGAAGGCUGGAUUUUGGAAACAGGGUUGUUUGGUGAUGAGCAAUUGUUCUAA
Messenger RNA from Fragaria vesca subsp. vesca, 1428 nucleotides. RefSeq names its product serine carboxypeptidase-like 50-like. NCBI's taxonomy places the organism in Eukaryota, Viridiplantae, Streptophyta, Magnoliopsida, Rosales, Rosaceae. Gene Ontology annotation, molecular function: serine-type carboxypeptidase activity. Gene Ontology annotation, biological process: proteolysis. The transcript has a single exon. The record is from RefSeq and is a predicted model, not a curated record. Bases 1 to 1428 code for a protein of 475 amino acids.